AUGAGGGGGGAGAACAUCACCAAGGUCAGCACGUUCAUCCUGCUGGGCUUCCCCACAGCCCCUGAGCUGCAAUACCUGCUCUUCCUCCUCUUCCUGCUCGCCUACCUCUUUGUGCUGGUGGAGAACCAGCUGGUGGACUUCAUCCUGGCCUUCAUCAUUCUGGUGUUCCCACUCCUGGCCACCAUUCUCUCCUAUGGCCACAUCACCCUGGCUGUGCUGCGUAUCCCUUCAGCCACGGGCCGGUGGAGAGCCUUCUCCACCUGUGCCUCCCACCUCACUGUGGUCACCUUCUUCUAUGUGGCCAUGCUUUUUAUAUAUGUGCGACCCCAGGCCAUUGAUACCCGGAGCUCCAACAAGCUCAUCUCUGCUGUGUAUACUGUCCUCACACCCAUCUUAAACCCCUUGAUUUAUUGCCUAAGGAACAAAGAGUUUAAGGAUGCUGUGAAAAAGACCCUAGGAUUGCAUCACAAUCUACAGUAG
Mus pahari (shrew mouse) is the source of this 480-nucleotide messenger RNA. Its product is annotated as olfactory receptor 6B2-like. The transcript is spliced from 2 exons. The record is from RefSeq and is a predicted model, not a curated record. NCBI's taxonomy places the organism in Eukaryota, Metazoa, Chordata, Mammalia, Rodentia, Muridae. Gene Ontology annotation, biological process: G protein-coupled receptor signaling pathway. Gene Ontology annotation, molecular function: olfactory receptor activity; G protein-coupled receptor activity. Gene Ontology annotation, cellular component: membrane. Bases 1 to 480 code for a protein of 159 amino acids.